UACAGCACAGAAUCGUGAAGAGGACUUCAUUGCCCAUCAUGCCCUGCGCUCAACUGAAUAACGUCUACUGGUCAACUACGAGGAAGCAAGCAAAUAGCUGGUGGCAAACCAUAAAUAAAUAACCUCGGUCAAGAUGAGCUCCGACGUUUUCUCCUACGAGAGUUUGGUUCAUGCUGUGUCCGGAGCAGUGGGCAGUGUGACUGCAAUGACAGUGUUCUUCCCACUUGACACAGCCAGACUGCGGCUUCAAGUGGAUGAAAAUAGGAAGGCCAAAUCUACUCCAGCCAUUCUGGCAGAAAUUGUCAAAGAGGAAGGACUUCUAGCUCCAUACAGAGGCUGGUUCCCAGUGAUCUGUAGCCUGUGCUGCUCCAACUUUGUUUACUUCUACUGCUUCCACAGUCUGAAGGCUGGCUGGCUGAAAGGAAAGCAGUCAGCACCCAGCACUGACCUAAUCAUAGGCAUCGCUGCAGGUGUUGUAAAUGUUCUUGUUACCACUCCUUUGUGGGUGGUCAACACCAGACUGAAGCUCCAGGGUUCCAAGUUCCAUAACGCAGACAUCCGGCCCACCAACUACUCCGGCAUUCUGGAUGCAUUUGUACAGAUCAUCCAUGACGAGGGCGUGGGAGCUCUGUGGAACGGGACUUUCCCAUCCCUGCUGCUGGUGCUGAACCCUGCCAUCCAGUUCAUGAUUUAUGAAGGCCUGAAGAGACAGCUAAGGAGAGGCAUUCCCAGGGAGCUGUCAUCUGGUGAGGUCUUCAUCAUCGGUGCUGUGGCCAAAGCUGUUGCCACUGCUGUUACAUACCCACUGCAGACGAUACAGUCCAUUCUUAGGUUUGGUCAGUUUAACCAGUCACCACACACAUCAAAACUACUCUCCAGCCUCAAGACUGUCAAGUGUCUACUGGUCAAUAGAGUGAGGAAGUAUGGCAUACUGGGGGUGUUUAAAGGCCUGGAGGCCAAGCUUCUGCAGACAGUGCUAACCGCUGCCCUCAUGUUCCUUCUCUAUGAGAAGAUUGCCAGCUAUACCUUCAGACUCAUGGGCCUGACCAACAGCCACUACAAGAAACGCUAGCUAACAAGGCACUUCACAGCUGUGGACAUUUGACCAUAGCAAAGCUACCAGUGCUUAUAGACUCCAUGAUGGGGACUCCCUGGAAAACUGUCAACUGAAUCUAAAAUUGUAUCUUCAUCCUGCACAUACUGCCACCAAUAACACAUUCCCCCUACCUCUGUUUACACUGUUUCACUGUUUUGUCCUUCUGUAAAAAUUCUGAACUAAGUUUGUCAGGCAACUGAGAAAUCAUCUGAAUAUAAAAUGAGCUCUUCUGAUGUCC
This is a messenger RNA of Monopterus albus (swamp eel), 1334 nucleotides long. RefSeq names its product solute carrier family 25 member 17 (gene slc25a17). Gene Ontology annotation, biological process: transmembrane transport. The record is from RefSeq and is a predicted model, not a curated record. Gene Ontology annotation, molecular function: ATP transmembrane transporter activity; FMN transmembrane transporter activity; ADP transmembrane transporter activity. NCBI's taxonomy places the organism in Eukaryota, Metazoa, Chordata, Actinopteri, Synbranchiformes, Synbranchidae. Gene Ontology annotation, cellular component: peroxisomal membrane. Bases 134 to 1072 code for a protein of 312 amino acids. The transcript is spliced from 10 exons.